Molecule: messenger RNA, 444 nt
Organism: Medioppia subpectinata
Lineage: Eukaryota; Metazoa; Arthropoda; Arachnida; Sarcoptiformes; Oppiidae
Source: the annotation of a GenBank genome assembly
CAAUUGGAAAACAUAGUGAAGAAAUCGUCAACAGUUCCGGCCAUAAAUCAGAUCGAAUCUCAUCCCUAUCUGAAUAAUGAAAAACUGAUCCAAUUUUGUGGCCAACGAAACAUACAUUUGACGGCAUACUCACCGCUGGCCCGACUCGGCAACGGUAUUGACGUAUCGCCGCUGGAGUUACCGCUAAUCAAAGAGUUGGCCAAAAAGUAUAGCGUAGGCGAAGGAGCCGUUUGUAUCCGAUGGCAAACCCAAAGAGGGCUUUCAGUUAUACCAAAGAGUUCGUCCAAAGAGAGACUUAAGGCUAACCUUAAUGUGUUUCACUUUACACUAACCGACGGCGAAGUGAAAGCAAUACUGGCGUUGAAUCAAAACAUGAGGACAUCUAAACACAACAGACACGGCGCCGAUAAGUCCAAGAAUAACCCCUUUCUUAUUGAGUACUGA